AUGGAUAGAGACACUAAACUGGCAUUCAGGCUGAGGGGUAGUCAUUCAAGAAAGACAGACGAUAUCGAUGAUGGUGUUAUUGUAUUUAGAACUCCCAAUGCGUUUUACGGGGAGGGGGUUUCGCCCGUUCAAUCUCCUGUUCAUCCUAUGUUGUCCUCUCCAAGACGUGCAAACUCUUUUGAAUUUCCAAUUGAUGCCGGUGACGUAAAUGCGCAGGAUCGCUAUGAACAAGAAGACCAACCCGUAGAUGCUGAAGAUUAUCCCAUGGAUGAAGUUGAAAACGACAGUCCCGCGAACGAACCGCUACAGGAUGUAAGAAAUGAUGAAGAGCUUACUACACGAUAUAAUUUCAAUGAUAUACCCAUUAGACAGUUAUCAUCUUCCAUCACUUCUGUCACCACAAUCGAUGUUUUGUCUUCUUUGUUUAUUAAUUUAUUUGAAAACGAUUUGAUUCCGCAAGCCUUGAAGGAUUUCAAUAAAAGUAAUGACGAUCACUUCAGGAAAUUAUUGUACAAAUUAGAUCUCCGCCUUUUUCAAACGAUAUCGGAUCAGAUGACUAGAGAUUUGAAAGACAUAUUGGAUAUUAAUGUAUCAAAUAACGAGCUUUGCUACCAACUAAAGCAGGUACUUACUCGAAGGGAAGAUUUGAACCAGCAGAUAAUAUCGGUACGGGACGAAAUUCAAGAAUUGAAAGCCGGUAAGGACUGGCACGAUUUACAAAUUGAACAAUCGAAGCUGAACGAUAAAGUGAAAUUGAAUAAAAAGCUGAAUGAUUUGACGUCUACCUUGCUGGGUAAAUCUCACGCAGGCGGCAGUACGAUGAGUCAAGGGGACGAAGAGAAUUCAAUACGGGAUGAUUCGAAUAUGCUGGAUAUCGCACAUUUCGCUAACUUAGUGGAUCCAUAUAACGGGCUUCUCAACAAAAUUAAUAAAAUAAAUGAAAAACUCUCCAACGAAUUACAAUUAGGUCCAUAA
Molecule: messenger RNA, 975 nt
Organism: Saccharomyces kudriavzevii IFO 1802
Lineage: Eukaryota; Fungi; Ascomycota; Saccharomycetes; Saccharomycetales; Saccharomycetaceae
Gene: AME1
Product: Ame1p
Exons: 1
Coding region: 1-975 (324 amino acids)
Source: RefSeq, a predicted model, not a curated record